This is a messenger RNA of Saccoglossus kowalevskii, 3742 nucleotides long. RefSeq names its product inositol monophosphatase 3-like. Gene Ontology annotation, molecular function: 3'-nucleotidase activity. The record is from RefSeq and is a predicted model, not a curated record. Lineage: Eukaryota; Metazoa; Hemichordata; Enteropneusta; Harrimaniidae. Gene Ontology annotation, cellular component: endomembrane system.
GUACUAUUAAAGGAUGGCUCCGAAACACUCGAACGGACAGACUACAAGUAACACGAUGUUCGAAAGAAAGAUGGCGCAGGUACGUCUGUCUCCUGUGGGGAUUGCAGUUAUUUUAGUGUUUUUACUCGCCGGCGUGCUUUAUAUUCACCGAAAAGUGAGUGCUAACAGAUCAGUGGACAGUACAGAUGCAAAAUAUGAUAGUGCAGAAGGUACCGUGCCACAAAGUAUAAAUUUACGGGAGCUUUUGUCUACGGCGAUCGUGGUAGCUCGGCGAGGUGGGGACAUAGUCAAAGAAAUUCGGUUGGCGAAUACACUCGACGAGAAAAGUAAAGGUGAAACAAGGGAAGGAGCAAACAAUCCAGUGACUGAAGGUGAUAUGAAAUCACAUAUUGCUAUGUAUUAUGGGCUAAAAAAAGCAUUUCCGAAUCUUAAGGUUAUAUCAGAAGAGCAUGACAGUGGAGUUGACACCACUGGUGUUGAGACACCCAAUAAAGAAUUACCAGAAGUUUCUAAUGCAAUAGGAACUGAUGACUAUGUACCAAUAGAAAAGAUUGCAGUGUGGAUUGAUCCACUUGAUGCCACCCAGGAAUAUACAGAAAAUUUGGUACAGUAUGUAACGACCAUGGUAUGCGUUGCUGUUGAUGGUCAACCGGUAAUGGGUGUCAUACAUAAACCUUUUGAAGACAAAACAGCUUGGGCCUGGGUAGGCAAGGGAGCCAGUGGAUACAAGUUGCCACCAACGAAACCCGACAGUGCUGCAAAGAAUAUUAUUGUAUCCCGCUCACAUUCAGGGGAUGUUGAAAAAGUUGUGAAAGAAUCGUUUGGAGAACAGUCCACAGUAAUCCCAGCUGGGGGUGCAGGUUAUAAAGUAUGGUCUUUAUUUGAUGAGAUAGCUGAUGCCUAUGUACAUGUAACAUUGAUCAAGAAAUGGGACAUCUGUGCGGGUAAUGCUUUGCUAAAUCAUCAGAAUGGAAUCAUGACAGACUUAGAAGGACAGAAAAUAGACUACUCUGCAACUUCCGAUCCUAAAAAUGAAUUUGGACUAUUAGCCACACUACAUGACCAUAACACUUAUCUGAAAAAUUUGAGACCAGCCUAUGAAGCACUCAAGAAAUCAUAAGAUUUGUUUUAUUUGUUGUUUUUACAUAAUGUUUAAUUUAGGUUUGAUUUUUACUACCUCUUUAUGAAAGGAGAAAAAAAUAUGAUCUUUAACAGCAAGGUUCAAAGGUCAACAGCUGUAAUUGACGUUGAAACCAUUCACAGAUUGAAAUUCAACAGAAACACAUGUUCUUAGGGUUAUAAGUGAGUCAGAGAAAAACAUUUUGGCUACGCAUAUUAUUCAUGCAAGACAAAGGCAUUCUUUUAUUUGUUUUGUGCAUCAAUUUGAUGAUGACUCUUUCAUCAUUCAACUCUUCUAAGUUCUAUGAAUACAGGAUUUUUAAAUUAUUACCUUGCCCGUAACAUCAAAGAUGGAAUGGAAAGGUAUAUUAAGGGAAAAAUUUCUGUCCGGCGUUGGCGGCGGCAGCAGCAGCAGCAGCGUCGUCGUCGUUAAUAAUUGUUAUUGUGGUUUUUUUUUGUGAGCUAUAAUGUUAGCAAUUUUUUGUGUUCUAUUUUUUGCUUACAAGUAUGUUUUACACCUACAUAAGACAUUGAGAUAAAAUAAACUCUAAACUAACAAUCAUGAAUAAAAACAGUACAGUGGAUGCAUAUUUCAUGUGUUGAGUUUUUUUAAAAGCAAACUCCUACAAGUCUGGAAUAUUUUUCAUCCUGAUCCUGACCUAAAAUGCUAUAAUGCAAAGAACAGUAUCUGCUUCUCCUUCAAAUUUCUAAAUCGAGUAUAAAAUGCAAUUAAUUUUAUAUUCUACAAUACUUGCCACCCUUGCAACUCCUUCUCUUUUAACCUUUGACUUGUUAUAAAUAAAAUUUGUUCAUUUCAUUACAUAUUUAUAAGAAUACUGUAUAUAUAAUCAAGUCUAUAUUGGAACUACUUCUGAGAUGAAUCAGUUUCAUAUUCUACUCGCUAUUGCUAUCUCCACUAACGACUAGGUGCAAUGCUAGUAAUUUUUGAGUGGUUGUUUAAUGAUAUUAACAUGAGCAUUGUUAAACCUGUUGGGAUAAUCAGGAAUUGCUGAUAUCCAACUUUCACUUAGCUUCACUAAUGGCGUCCUAUAGUAAGCAGAAAUCUGCAUAUGUAACAAGAUAUUACUAGCAUCAUAUGUAGACAUCAGUGGAGUGGUGUAUAGCGAGUGGAACACUGCUUACAUUGCUGAAUAAACAAAAUGUAAUUUAUUGAAGAAUUUGACCAAAGGAUGUUUUCAAAUCCUGACUUAUUUUCCCCGGGUCAGUAUUUCUAGUGGGUUCCUAACAAUUGUUUUAUAGAGAUGUUAGAAGUAAUUGAUUUUUUAAUUCCAGUCAUUGGAUUUGAUUUCAAAUGUGCUAUUUCAAUUGGGGGGAAUUCUUUAUAGUGAAAGAAUGUCACUAAUCUGAUUGGAAAAUUCAAAUCAGUUUCUCUGGGUAUUCCCUAAGAUUUUGAUCAGAGAGGGCAAUCAAGAAAGUCGUUUACUUUCACAUGCAGUAUUUAGGAAAGUUGAGUCAUUAUAUACAAGAGUAGGAGGCUGCUUAGGCUAUAGCUGCUUUCUAAGAACACUCUUUGGUAGCCCAAAUCUUUAACGGUGAAGGACAAGGGAUUAUUCCCACAAUGCAUUGGUACACAUUUUUCACAAUGGGACCAGUAAUAACCUGCGCAUAGUCAGUCAGUAAUUCAUAAUAGCAAUAACUUAGGAUGAUUUAAUUCAAUAAUUUAUUCAAUAUUUGUGGUAAUACAAAACUUUACAUGUACCUGGUAUAUUUUUGGCAAUGUAUUGCAGGGUUAGUCUGCUGGGUAUAUUUGAUAUUCAUUCAUAUUUAACACACAGAUUGGACUUGAUCUUGAACUUUUCCCACACUCUGCUUACUCUGUCUCAAAAAUUGUAUCUAUCACAGUUCCAGAUUAAAAAUUAUAAGCCAUAUUAUACUCUUGCUUGUCUCAAAAUUAUCAUUUAAAGCGACAGUGUCACCAGAACCAUGUAUGUGCAUAAGAGAGGGGGGGGACGCUUCACAUACAGUAAUGAUGACUGUUAACAUUCAGUGAUAGCGGACAGAUUUCAGAGUUCUGUCAGUUAAGCAUUUACAGGCAAGCGAUUCAAUUCUACCAUUUAUGGUAAAACUAUGCAGUAUAGUUGGUCAUAAUUAGUUUUUUCAGACAAUAAAGUACUAUACCCUAUUUGCUCUAUUACUGUAAAAUCUGUAUUAAAAGUCGCAGCUUCUAUUAAAAUGGUACAAUGCAAAAUAAGAGAUGCGGCUUCUACUAGAGCAUUUAAACAUGAGAAAUAGUGAAUUUUUGGUUCUCAAUUAUUCAAAAAGAAUAAGUAUGACUUCUAAUGCAGAUUUUACAGUAGUAGUACAUAUACUUACAUAAGCAGUCCUUCAUCAAAAUACUUUAUCAAAAUUUGAAUAAUCCUGUAUACAAUAAAUGUAACUGUUGACUUGCAUGUGUAUUUACGAUCAUUUUUGUUUUGAACUGUGUGUACCGGGGUAAUGUGCCAAUCAGAGAACAGAUACAAAAACAAUAGAGCUUUAGAACAUGCAUAGUUUUGGUGGCAUUGUCGCUGUAACUUUGUUUUUAUUAACAAGGUGAAUGUGUCUCUCAUGGUGUUGUAUAUUUCAUUUAGUAUUCAAAUAAAAUCAAUCUUUCGUGGGAAAA